Molecule: messenger RNA, 279 nt
Organism: Adineta steineri
Lineage: Eukaryota; Metazoa; Rotifera; Eurotatoria; Adinetida; Adinetidae
Source: the annotation of a GenBank genome assembly
AUGUCUUAUAAUCACGGACAACCACCACAUCAAGAAGGUCCUUAUGCAAAUACACAAGGCCCACCACCUUAUCCGAGUGCACAUCCACAUAUGGGUCAACAGCCAUAUGGAGCUGCACCAAUUAUUAUAAUGCAACAACAACAACAGCAACAGCAACAACAACAACACCAAGUGAUCGUGCAUCGACCAGGGCCUAAUCAUGCAUUAUGCUGCAUCAUAUGUUUUCUCACAAGCGGAUUGAGUACUCCAUGUUGGAUUUAUUCUUGUCUUACUAAUUAG